UCCUUUAUGCUCUUUCCUGAGUAUCAUGGCCGAAUAUUUUGUCUUUGAUAUUGCUGAAUCAUUGCUGAGGAAGCUUGCUUCUUCUGUUUAUGAAGAAGCUUCUCGUGCCUAUCAUGUGUAUGAGGAUGUGCAAGGGAUCAAAGACACCUUGUCAAUUGUGAAAGGUGUGUUGUUGGAUGCUGAGGAGAAGAGGGAGCAGAAGCAUGGGUUGCGUGAAUGGCUCAGGCAGAUUCAAAACGUAUGCUUAGAUGCUGAAGAUAUAUUGGAUGGAUUUGAGUACCAAAACUUGAGAAAGCAAGUUGUCAAAGCUUCAGGCAGCACCAGAAUGAAGGUAGGCCACUUCUUUUCUUCCUCAAAUUCCCUUCUUUUCCGUUUUAGGAUGGCUCAUCAAAUCAAAUAUAUUAGACAUAGAUUGGAUAAGAUAGCAGCUGAUGGCAACAAGUUUGGUCUUCAGAGAAUUGAUGUUGACCACAGACUUGUGCAAAGGAGGGAAAUGACUUAUUCCUAUGUUGACGCUUCAGGCGUUAUAGGAAGGGAGAAGGAUAGGGAGGAAAUUAUCAAGCUUUUGAUGCAACCUCUCCCUCAUGGUGAUGGUGAUGGAGAUAGAAGUCUGUGUGUUAUUCCCAUCGUAGGCAUUGGAGGCUUAGGGAAGACCACACUUGCAAAGUUGGUGUUCAAUGAUAAGAGGAUGGACGAUUUUUUCCAAUUAAAGAUGUGGGUGUGUAUCUCAGAUGAUUUCGACAUUAGGCAGUUAAUUAUUAAAAUUAUCAACUCAGCUUCUGCUUCAGCCCCAAUUAUUUUUCUUGCUCACCAUGAAAACAUUAACAACUUAGAUAUUGAGCAGUUACAAAGUCGUCUUAGAUACACACUUUCUUGUCAGAAGUAUUUACUAGUGUUGGAUGAUAUAUGGAAUGACGACCGAGCAAAAUGGAUAGAGUUGAAAGAUUUCUUGAAGGUUGGUGCAGUGGGAAGCAAAAUCUUGGUGACAACACGAAGUAGCUCAAUUGCUUCGAUGAUGGGCACAGUUCCCUCGUAUAUUUUAGAAGGCCUUUCUAUGGAGAAUUGUUUAUCUCUUUUUGUCAAAUGGGCAUUUAAGGAAGGCGAAGAAAACGAAUAUCCAAAUCUGGUGGAAAUCGGAAAAGAAAUUGUGAAAAAGUGUCGAGGGGUUCCACUAGCGGUGCGAACUUUAGGGAGUUCCCUGUUCUUAAAUUAUGAUUUAGAAAGGUGGAAAUUCAUAAGAGAUCAUGAGAUAUGGAACUUGCAACAAAAAAAAGAUGACAUUUUACCUGCUCUGAAGUUGAGCUAUGAUCAAAUGCCAUCCCAUUUGAGACAUUGUUUUGCUUAUUUUUCCCUUUUUCCUAAAGAUUUUGGUUUUGCUGGUCUUGAAAUUUCUAGUCUUUGGGUGGCACUUGGAUUACUAGGACCUCCAGUUGGAAGUCAAAAGCUACGGAAUAUUGCAAGACAGUAUAUAGAUGAGUUGCAUUCUAGAUCAUUUCUUGAGGAUUUUGAGGACUUUGGCCACAUUUACUAUUUCAAAGUACAUGAUUUAGUACAUGAUCUUGCGUCAUAUGUCGCUAAAGAGGAGCAUCUACUGGUAAACUCCACUCAGAAUAUACCUAAGCAAGUAAGGCAUUUGUCAGUUGGGGAAACUGAUUCACUUAGCCAUGCUUUAUUCUUCAAGUCCAGAAGUGUGAGAACUAUAUUAUUUCCCAUCGUUGGAAUGGGUGUUGACAAUGAAGCUCUUUUGGUCACAUGGAUAACAAGAUACAAAUACUUACGGAUUUUAGAUUUAAGUGAUUCCUCAUUUGAGACACUACCUAAUUCGAUUGCUAAAUUGAAGCAUUUGCGAGCUCUCACACUCGAAAAUAAUUGCAAAAUAAAAAGACUUCCUGAUUCUAUACGCAAACUCCAAAACUUGCAACUUUUGUCACUCAGAGGAUGCGUGGAGCUUGAAACAUUGCCUAAAGGAUUAGGCAUGUUAAUCAGCCUUCAACACUUGCAUAUAACCACAAAACAAUCUAUUCUUUCAGAGGAUGAAUUUGCAAGCUUGUGCAGUCUCCAAUCUUUGAUUUUUGAAUAUUGUGACAAUUUGAAGUUUUUGUUCAGAUGGGCACAACUUACAUCCCUUCAAGUUUUGCAUGUUCAAUCGUGUGGGAGCCUUGAGUCCUUACCUCUUCAUAUUCUCCCUAAACUGGAAGUUCUGCUUGUAAUAAGGUGCGAGAUGCUAAAUCUGUCGUGGAACUAUGAAAGCCAAAUCCAAAGAUUGAGGAUGAAAUUUCUGCAUGUCGAGAAUUGUCCAAGGCAACAAAGAUUGCCUCACUGGAUUGAAGGAGCCACUGAUACUUUGCAGACAUUGUUAAUUUUAAAUUGUGAUAGUCUUAAGUUGCUUCCUGAGUGGCUGACAAGAAUGAGUCAUCUUAAGAUGCUCCACAUUGUUAACUGUCCUCAACUGUUGUUUCUCCCAAGUGGCAUGCAUCGACUCACUGCCCUUGAAGAUUUGAGCAUAGAUGGUUGUCCUGAACUGUGUCGAAAAUGUGAGCCACAAUCUGGUGAGUACUGGUCCUUCAUCUCUCACAUCAAACGUCUUUCCAUUGGAGAAACAAGAGAAGGGCACCUCCUCUUUCGAUUGCAGUCGCGGAUGCGGUUGAAAUUGCGGGAUUAGGAAAACUGAAAUGCUGCGCAAGCACGGCGACUAAAAUUUAAAUUAUGAUCUUGUGUGAAUUUUUCUUUUCCUCGUUGAACUGUUCAAUCCACUAAAAAAUGUGUAU
Messenger RNA from Cajanus cajan (pigeon pea), 2768 nucleotides. Lineage: Eukaryota; Viridiplantae; Streptophyta; Magnoliopsida; Fabales; Fabaceae. The record is from RefSeq and is a predicted model, not a curated record.